AUGACAGACGACGAAUUGCGAGAUAUUUGCAACUAUCUAAUAGUCGUUGCGAGAGAAGCAGGCAACGUUAUCCGGCAUGCCCAACCGACUUCCCUUACUACCACAUGUAAGAAAAACACUGCGGAUAUUGUGACGCAAACGGAUAAGGCUGUGGAGAUAUUUAUCCGAAGUCGUCUGACGGAGCGAUAUCCUGCCUUUGAUUUCGUCGGCGAGGAAUCCUGCAAAGUCGGGCUUGAGAUCACAGAUCACCCAACAUUCAUAGUAGAUCCUAUUGAUGGCACAUCGAAUUUCGUCCAUGGAUUCCCGGCGGUGUGUGUCUCGAUAGGGCUCGUUGUCAAAAAACAGCCAACGGUCGGGGUCGUUUUUAACCCGUUUCGAGAGGAGUUAUGGAGCGCCGUUCGUGGCCAAGGCGCCUUUAUCCAACAAUUCGACGGCAGUAUUCGGAAGCUCCCCCUUGUUUCGGCACCUUUGGAUGGGUUGAGAAGCGCCUGCAUCGGUAUUGAAUGGGGGAGUGACAGAGAAGGACCCAAUUUCGAGCUCAACCUGAAGGUCUUUACGAUGCUGGCUCGGACUACUGCUACAGGAGGCGCAUUUGUCAAUUCGCUUCGAUGUACUGGUUCUGCUGCCAUCGCGAUAUGUAGAGUCGCAGCAGGACAGCAAGAUGCAUUUUGGGAAUGCGGCUGCUGGGCUUGGGACGUUGCGGCUGCUUGGUGCAUCUUAUCCGAGGCUGGAGGAAUCAUGGUUGAUGGGCACCCUGGCAACUGGGAUCCACCAGUUGAUAAUCGACGAUAUCUUGCAGUGAGACCGGCUACGGAAGGUCAGAAAGAGUUUGUGGAAGAGUUUUGGUCGGUUAUUGGAGAUGCUCGGUCGAUAUAUGGGCCUGCACCUUGA
Messenger RNA from Ilyonectria robusta, 891 nucleotides. RefSeq lists its product as uncharacterized. Gene Ontology annotation, molecular function: inositol monophosphate 1-phosphatase activity. Gene Ontology annotation, biological process: signal transduction; inositol metabolic process; phosphatidylinositol phosphate biosynthetic process. Bases 1 to 891 code for a protein of 296 amino acids. Lineage: Eukaryota; Fungi; Ascomycota; Sordariomycetes; Hypocreales; Nectriaceae. The record is from RefSeq and is a predicted model, not a curated record. The transcript is spliced from 2 exons.